AUGAAGGGACCGGCUCUUAGGUGGUGGAACACUGCAUCUACUUAUUUCACCGCACAAGAGAUUCCUAAGGAUUGGCAACAUUUCAAGGUAGCAUUCUUGGAGAAGUAUUUUCCCAACAGUGUAAGAACUCAGAAGGAGCAAGAAUUUCAGAAUUUCAAGCAUGGCAGCAUGUCUGUUUCAGAAUAUGUUGAGAAGUUUGAAGACUUGGCUGAUUAUUCCCGACAAGCUAUUUAUGCUCCGGAUGAACUAUGGAAGAUUGACCAGUUCAUGAUGGGUUUGAGGGCACACAUUGCUCAUAGCGUGUCCCAAAGAGAGUUCACCAAUUAUGCUGAAUGUUUGAGGCAAUGCUAUGUUGCUGAAAACAGUUUGAAGAGGGUUCAAGAAGAGAGGAACCAGAACAGGACUAAUUUUAGGGAGCAAGGAAGAUCGGUCCAGGAUCUAAAGCCCCGUAAUCCUACACCAAAGAAGAAGCAGGGUUAUGGUGACCAAUCAGCUCAACCGCCUUAUUGUCACAAAUGUAAUAAGAAGCAUACCGGAGAGUGCAAGUACGCUUCAGUGACUUGUUUUGGAUGUGGCGAGAAGGGCCACAUAGUUCCACAGUGUCCAAAGGAGAAGAUUCCAGAGAGGACUACAGGUCGUGUUUAUACCUUAGAUGCAAGAAAGGCCAAAGGGAACAACAAUCUCAUUGCGGGUACGUGUUAUGUUAACAACCAACCUUUACGUGUUUUACUUGAUUGUGGAGAUACUCAUUCUUUUAUCUCUACGGAGUGUGUUUAUCAACUUGGUUUGGAAGUUAAUUCAUUACCCGAACCUAUGGUCAUUUCUUCGGCAACGGAUAAUACUGUGGAAGCUCGACUAAUCUGUAAGGAUUGUUCGGUAUCUUUUAAUGGUCGUGACUUCCCGAUUGAUCUAAUUUGCUUUCCCCUUAAGAGGCUCGAUGUCAUUCUUUGA
Molecule: messenger RNA, 951 nt
Organism: Vicia villosa (hairy vetch)
Lineage: Eukaryota; Viridiplantae; Streptophyta; Magnoliopsida; Fabales; Fabaceae
Exons: 1
Coding region: 1-951 (316 amino acids)
Molecular function (GO): nucleic acid binding; zinc ion binding
Source: RefSeq, a predicted model, not a curated record